Molecule: messenger RNA, 4460 nt
Organism: Mastomys coucha (southern multimammate mouse)
Lineage: Eukaryota; Metazoa; Chordata; Mammalia; Rodentia; Muridae
Gene: Tafa2
Product: TAFA chemokine like family member 2
Exons: 6
Coding region: 1512-1907 (131 amino acids)
Molecular function (GO): receptor ligand activity
Source: RefSeq, a predicted model, not a curated record
CACUGCUGACAGAAUUGGGAGGGAGACAGAGGGAGUCAAAGCCUCCCGGGCCAGCCGUCCCAUUUUACUGCUUGACUCAGCCUGGAGUGUCAGAACCCAUCUCGGCCUGCAUUCUCUGGGCUUUGCACCGUGGGGCCAGUCGCUCCCAACGGCCAGCCAGCUGAGUGGAACAGGGGUCUAGCUAGGGUGGACCAGCAGGGCUCUGCCCGUUGGGGUGACUUUCCAACAUCAUCUCCAGUGUAUUUUAUUUAACAGUACAGCGCUUGUGGUGGGACUCAAAGAGGGGAAAGCUUUGAUUGCUUUUUUUUUUUGUGUGUGUGUGUGUGUGUCUUCUUUUUCUUCUGGUGAUCUGGAUUUGUUUCCUCGGGCCCCUCCCCUUGUUCUGUUCUUUCUCACUCCCGCCUUUGGCGAAGUGACACAGGCGACACCUGCUCGCUGGUGUCUGCUGCUGGAACUCGCACCUCCACUGUGGUGAAGGUGCCGGCGCGCUCGUGACUGGGGGGACAGACAGCAGAGGGUUCCCUCCCUUGGAGCACACGAUGCCGAGAGUGGCGGCGGGUGGGCUGCGAGGAGCUCGACCGCCCGGCUGCGCUUGAGGGCGCGAUCGAGGGGCUGCAGCUGGCGGGGAGUUGCUGCUAAGUGGACGCGACUCGACGGCGCCCAGGUGUCAGAGAGGGCACCCGCGGGACCCGAGUGCGAGCUGCGGGAACGCAGGCGUCUCACGGGGAGGACGCCGGCCGAACGCACGGCCCGCGAGCCUGCUCAGAACCGCUCCACACCGGAGCCUGCAGACCUGGGAGAGUCGGGGAACUCGAGGAGUGCUCGGCGGCGGCGGCGGCGGCGGCGGCUGCUCUGCUGAAGGUGAAUCACCGCGUCCAAUUGCCUUUCCCUAGAGAACCCGGGGGAGGGCGGGAGAGGGGGAACGUGUGAGCGCGCGUUUGUGUGCAAGGGAGAGACGACGCGGGGCGAGAGGAAAAGUCCUCGCUCCACGCUCAAAGCAAACAAAUCGGAGAUGGAAUAAGAGCGGCGGUGGCUGGAGCCCGCCUGGAUCCUCGCAGUCGCGGGAGCCGAGCGCACCGCGCGCAGCGCAUCGCCGGGGACAGCGGGCGACCGCGGGCGCCGCCGGGGGCUGCGGAGACUUUGUUUCUCCCUCUCGGUCGAGGAACCUUCUGAUUACUUUGACACUGUGGGAUAAAGAGCAGAGCCCAGGAACCGGCCUCGCGCGCUGCACCUUCCUCUUGCUUUGGGGAGGGGGACCCCGGCUUGUAUGUGAAGACACUGCCGAGCCCCCUUUAGCCUUCGGAGGAAGCGGCACUCACACGCGCACGCAGGGCCACACUCGCUCGCCCUCCGUGAACACACACCGGCGGACCUGAGGUCCCUAUGCCCCUGGAUGGUGCCAGCGGACCGGCAUCUCGGAAGCGAUGCAGGAGCGGUGAGGCUGGCGUCAGCCCGCGGAAGCUACAGGACCAUCGCUAGGUGCUGCCGCCACCGGGACGCCCGGCUGCAGGAUGAAUAAGAGAUACUUACAGAAAGCAACACAAGGAAAGCUUCUGAUAAUUAUUUUUAUUGUGACCUUGUGGGGGAAAGCUGUUUCCAGCGCCAACCAUCAUAAAGCUCACCAUGUUAGAACUGGGACUUGCGAGGUGGUGGCGCUGCACAGAUGCUGUAAUAAGAACAAGAUAGAAGAACGGUCCCAAACCGUCAAGUGCUCCUGCUUCCCGGGGCAGGUGGCGGGCACUACACGAGCUGCUCCGUCUUGUGUGGAUGCAUCCAUAGUGGAACAAAAAUGGUGGUGUCAUAUGCAGCCAUGCCUGGAGGGAGAGGAAUGUAAAGUCCUUCCAGAUCGCAAAGGAUGGAGCUGUUCCUCUGGAAACAAAGUAAAAACAACUAGGGCAAACGUGUAAAAAUCUUCACGUUGGAAUGGAGCAAUAGAAAGAGAAGGUUUCUGCUGUGCCUGAUGACAAUUUUUGAUUUUCCACAUUCAAAAUUAUUCUGGCUCCACGCUGGAGCAGUAGUUAUGGCGAAUCCUAGUGUUGGUCGGAUUCUGAGGAAGGGGCAGAAGUUUCCUUGAGAAGUAAAGAUUCCAAACAACUCCAGAAAUGAGCGCCUGUCUCCUUUCAUUUCUCACAGAGCAGCAGGUAACCCAUUAACUACUCCUAAAUCAAGUAAUCCUCAUGGCCGGGUUCAUGGAGACACAAGAAUAGAACUUGGACUCCUGCAGUGACCUUGAAGAUUUUUAUACCGCUUAGAUGAGACAUUUAAAACCCAUUUCCAAGGGACUAUAUGGCUUGUCAUCUACUUCUUACUGAAACUAAGACUUUAAAGAAGUCUGAAGUGAACACUGGGGCCUGAAGACUUUAUUGGCUGUGAAGUAUGCUUGGCUCAAGACACUUCUGAGGGAAGCGGACACUGUUCUCCACGGAGCUGGGACAGAGUUGGUUUUCUGGAGUGGCACCAGAGACUGUCACCUGUAAAGUUCCUGGCUUCAGCUGUGACUGUUCUUAUGUCUAAAGCUGUCUCCCAAGCUCACUGUCCUGUCAUGGAUGUGCUCCUCGCUCCUUUGUUCCUUGUCCAGUAGGACUGUGCACAGCUUUGACGUCCCCUUCGCAAACUCUUCCAGCAUGGCAAAAACAGGGACAAUUUUAUUGGUAUUCUAACCUUGAAACUCUGAAAGCCUACAUGUUUUGAUGUCUUACUCUGGCCUCUGUGAAAGAAAUAGAAGUAUUUACCCAUUGAUAAUGAUAAUCAUUGGCAAAUCACAGUGAUCUGAAUACAUCCCUCACAUAAGAAUGUGUAGGCGACCUGACAUGUUUCCCCAAGGCUAAACAUGUGGCUGCAGCUCUCUGACAGUUGAACAGAUAGCAGUUAGGACUGAAUUCCAAUUCCCAUUACACAGUACUCUGUGCCUCUAGUGCACCCUUCCUUCCAGAGGUUUUUUUUUUUUUUUAUUUUAAGUGUACUUUCUUUUUUUAUAUUUCUUUUUACUUUCCUUCACAGAAGUCACCAGUGUACAGUCAAGUUAGCAGAGAGCUUUUGAUUUAAAAAAAUAAAACUCGCCAGGGACGCAUGUACUUCUCUAGUUUCUCAUCACUUAUAUUUCUUCUUGCAUUUUCUUAAACUAUCCUUUCUGUCUCAUUUCAAGAUCAUCUCCUGCUCGAUUCCCAUGAGUGCUUGAAUGCUUAUAUAUUUGUUCAGUCUGUGGAUAGAAAAACAAACAAACAAACAAACCCUGUUGAUUUUCCUUGACCACAAAGGUCUAAAUACUUGCUUACACUUGUUCCAUUCAAACAAUUCUUGGCCAGUAUUUGGUCCAUAUUUUCACGGCCAUCCUAAAACUUGUGAUUCUUAGUUCUUUGUGAUUUUGUCUUACAAAUAUUUAAAGGCCUUAAACAUUGAUUUACCUUUUUCUAAGUUAUUACAGAAUGUAUAAUUUUGUACUGCAUUUAUUUUGUUUCACUUGUGAUGUGGGGGAAGGGAACAGUGGAUACUGAGCUGCCACCCCAUAAUAAUAAUACCAUGUAAACCUAUAGUUUGAAGGCAUAUAAAGGCAAGGGUUUUUCCAUGUCUUAAUUAUUUUAGCUUGAUCAAAAUAUGUGUUUCACAGAUCAUCCUAUUAGGUGGUCCACCAUUUUAGUAAAAGAGUGAAGCUGCUUGGGAAUUUUUGUACUUCUAGAACUCACUGACAAAGCCAGUUAACCUUAGGUUGGCUUCUAGGAUGGAAGUUCACAUAUUCUAGAGAAGAAUUUGUAUCUGUUAGUCUAUAACAAUACUCAAAGGGUCACAUAUUAAGUAGAACCUUUAGUUGGAAGAACAGCUAAAAGUGUAAAAAUCUGUUAAAAAUUAAAUUGGAAAACGACACUUUUAAUAUUGAGUGAAAGUCAACCGCCUCAUGAAAAUGUGGAAUGAAGUGAUUCCUGGAGUACUUUUAAUUGCAUAAAACCACUUGGGUAGUUCAACAUGGGUUUCAUGAUGGGUCAAGUUUUAAAGCAGUCCAAAUGAAAGGAGUAACAGUUGUGCUGGAUUUUCUCUGUCAAACAAAUUAUCAGUACUUUCUUUGGUACAAAAUGAAAACUAUCAUUUUGGAUAUUAUGGCUUUAUCCUAGGCUUGUUUGAAAUUAUGGAUCAUGUUUCUCAUUUUGAAAAGUAUAUCAUUUAAAACAAACUGGAAAUUCUGUAUUAUAUAAAAGUGUAAUACAUGCGUAUCAAUAGACAAAAUAAAUGGAAUUUCAAUUAUAUGAACUAGAAUAUUCCCAGUAGAUUAAUGUUGUGACUAUUCAGAAAAAAAUAAAUAAAAUUGGAAUAUAAAAUGGACUCACUUUCACAAGUACAAUUUGGAAAAUCUGGUUUCUUGUAUCCUAUUUUAAAAGCACCCUAGUCAGUAACCCAGGCAGCUCUGAAUUUAGAUGGAAGCUGGCAAAGUUUUCAAUCCUCUUUUAAUAAAGUUCUCUGCUUAACUU